AUGUAUCUCCCCCGCCAACUCAUCUCCCACCUCUACCAACAACUCCUCCGCUCACACCACCCGCUCUCCCCGCCCGUUCUGAUCCUCGUGGCUCUCGAGCCCGAUGCCCUCUGUGCCUGUCGAAUUCUCACUGCGCUCCUGAAACGCGACUACAUCCCGCACAAAAUCCAGCCGGUAGCCGGAUAUGGCGAUCUGGCGCGCGCAGGCGAGGAAUUGGUUAAGCCCAUGCGGACGAACAAUGGCGGGAGUGGUGGAGUAGUUGUAUGUUUGGGGGUGGGAGGCCUUGUGGAUCUGAGCGAGAUAUUAUGCUUGAGCACUGAAGAGGAAGAUGAGGAAGAGGACAUGGGCGGGGUUGAGGUGUGGGUUUUCGAUGCUAGGCGGCCGUGGAACCUAGCUAAUGUGUUUGGGGAUGGGGGCAUUGUGGUCUACGAUGAUGGGGAUAUUGAGGAGGAGUUGGGGAAGGAACGGGAGGCGUAUUGUGAGUUGGUGGCUAUGCCCGAGGUGGGUGAAGAGGAUGAGGACGAGGACGAGGAUGGCGACUCGGGGAGUGAUCGCGAUGAGGAUCAUCCUUCGAGUUCCGACUCGAAGAAACGCAAGUCGUGGUCGCAUUCACCGUCGCCGGUACAGCCCAAGCCCCCGUCAGCGCGCACACUACGACGACGAUUGCUGCGCAUGAAAAGGAAGCACGAAAAUGUGCUGCAGAGUUACUAUUCGUCAGGGACGUCGUACUCGGAACCGAUCUCCUCCAUUGUCUAUUCCCUUGCGUCCGAGCUCGGUCGUGAAGACAACGAUCUGCUGUGGCUGGCCAUUGUGGGUGUCUCGAGCUUGGAACUGAGUGGCCGUACCAUGUCUGGAAGGGGUGAACGAAUACGGCAGAUCCUACGCGACGAAGUUCUGCGAUUAAACCCUCCCGAUCCGUAUGAGCGAGAUCGCGAUAGCAGAGGAGAAAUCAACGGCGUCAUCCCGACCACGGCACGGUCUCCGACGGACAAAUCGAUUCGGCUAUCGCCUGAACCGCGUUUCAUCCUCGUACGGCAUUGGUCGCUCUACGACAGUAUGCUACACAGCCCGUACCUAGCAUCCAGGCUUCAUGUGUGGACGGAGAACGGAAAGAAACGACUACAUAAACUGCUAGCCAAGAUGGGCAUCAGCUUGAACCAGAGCCAUCAAAACUAUACCCAUAUGGACAUGGAACUGAAGCGAGUAUUACGACAACGCCUCUUGAAGUAUGCACCAAUGUACGGCUUGGACGGACUUGUUCCGCCGGAGGCAUCUGGGCAUGCCAUCUCUCGCGAAGGAUGGGGAUUUGUGCGCUGUUGGGGCUGGAAAGCUUGCCUCUCUGCCACCGAUGUGGGUGUUAUCAUCGGUGCAAUCCUUGAAGUCGGGCCUGAAGAAGCCCCCGGAGUGUGGGAUGCCAAACGCGCGUCCAGAACGGCUACAACAUCCAAUGCCGACGGGUCCACCGAGUCAGAUCUGGCCAGCCUGCUACCCCGGUUUUGGAGCGCCUACGACGCUCUGUCAUUGACUUCGGAGUCGCCGACGCUCCUGCUGUCAUCUCUCCCUCUCGCCCAGCACCUGCACCGGGCUAUCCUUCGCACUGGUACUUCUCUACUUGCGAAGCACCAGAUCCGUCAUCUGCGAGCGUUCCGCAUCGCCGUUGUCAAAGAUGGUCCGGACGUGAAGCUCUUCACCAAUCCGGGGGCAUUAACAAAAUUGGCCUUGUGGGUUGCUGAGGCGAUCCGGGUACAAGAGAGGGAACGAGGAGACUCCGUCAAGGUAGGACGUAGGCGGGCCCUGGGCACGCCGCUUGUUCUGGCCGGCCUUGACGAGGACCGGGGCUUGUAUGUGGUCGUGGACGACGAUGAAGAGGAGGAGACGGAGGACUCGUCGUCUGAAUCCGAGUCCGAGUCUGAAGAUGAAGAGGACCUGCGCAGCAAUAAGCAUCUUUUGCGAAAUAGGUUUGGAAUUGCGUUCCAGGAAGUGGUGCAAGAAACCAGUGCUCGAGUACGCAUCGAUAGCUUGAGCACUGCGUGGUGGAGGUACAGAAGGAAGACUUAGGAGGCUUCCUGGAAGCGCUGAGCUUCCGCAGUGUCGUCGGGUGA
Molecule: messenger RNA, 2102 nt
Organism: Aspergillus niger
Lineage: Eukaryota; Fungi; Ascomycota; Eurotiomycetes; Eurotiales; Aspergillaceae
Exons: 5
Biological process (GO): DNA replication initiation; mitotic DNA replication preinitiation complex assembly; double-strand break repair via break-induced replication
Cellular component (GO): DNA replication preinitiation complex
Molecular function (GO): DNA replication origin binding; single-stranded DNA binding; chromatin binding
Source: RefSeq, a predicted model, not a curated record